AUGAACCCAAAAAAGAACUUGAAGAGCACGACGGGGGAGGGCACGCCUACAGGUGCUGACGAAAUAGAGGAUGCUUGCUUCGAUAAAUCUCCCUUCAGUUCGGCGCCUAUGGUUGAUCUCCAGUUCAAACAGGGCGACUACCUCAGCGUCCACCGGGCCCUCCUUCAACGAAAUCCGAAGCUAGCCCUUCUUGACACUUCCCAGUCUCCCCCCCUAAAGCACAUCUCGCGGAGUGCAGGCCACGUUCUCGUCCACUACCUCUACACUGACACCUACCACACGCUGAAGUGGAUAGGUCCUACAACUGGUCGCGAGGAGACGAUUGCCAAGCUGAAGACGGGCUUCGAGGUCUACGCCACCGCACGCAAGUAUGAACUCGAUGGCCUAGAGGAGCUAGCCAAAGAGCAGAUCUCCCUCCUCAGCAAGGGGGCAGAUGCCCUUACAAUCGUUGACGUCGUUAAUGAGGCGUACCCCUCGUCGACCGACGAGGACACCUGGUUUCCAACUUACAUGAAGGCGAUUAUCAAGACCGCAUUCGAGGACUCUGCAGCACAGCUAAAGCCCGAGAUACAUAUAUCAUCCGAAAAUGAAUUCAAAGACGAUAUCCCCACUGCGAAGACCCUCCUCAGAGGCGCCUUAGAGGUCUAUCGCGAGAUGGUCAAGGACGCCUCCAUCACAACCGACCCCUCCCAGCUAGAGGAUGAUGAAUGUGAGAGAUGCGCAACGACUAAGAAGAAUAAGAAGGACAAGAAGAAAAUCUCGGCAGUCGUAGGAGAGCCUAAGGUAGAGGAGUCUGUAAACCGGGCCGAGCCCAGCCUAGACACUGUCGAUAACGACUGGGCCGCAAUCAGCACCAAGAGGAAGGAGAAGGGUACUGUCGCCAAGGAACCCAACAUCGAGGAGCUGCCUGCCAGACCCAAACCGAUGCCCGAGCCAGAAAAAGAGGAAGGUACGGCCACUGGUAACACUUCCGGUGGUGGCCCCUUCAGUGGCGGCCUUUUCAGUGGCGGCAGCACGACAAGGACGGCAUUUGGUGCCACGAAUAAUGCGGCCGUUGGCGACCCCCCCGGCACAGCUGGCGUUGCGUUCACUCCGACUACCGAGAAGGACGCCCUCUACUCGAAGCAAACCCAGUCCUUCCGAAACAUCCUGUUCAUGGGCGCAUACAAAAGGUGGUCCAGUGAGGAACUCAGAUUGGCCGACUACAACCAGGGCCGCAAGAUAAGCGGAACUGCCAAUUGCCCAAGAUGA
Dichotomopilus funicola is the source of this 1251-nucleotide messenger RNA. RefSeq lists its product as uncharacterized. The transcript has 2 exons. Lineage: Eukaryota; Fungi; Ascomycota; Sordariomycetes; Sordariales; Chaetomiaceae. Bases 1 to 1251 code for a protein of 416 amino acids. The record is from RefSeq and is a predicted model, not a curated record.